This is a messenger RNA of Prosopis cineraria, 2239 nucleotides long. Its product is annotated as probable mitochondrial adenine nucleotide transporter BTL3. The transcript has 4 exons. Gene Ontology annotation, biological process: transmembrane transport. The record is from RefSeq and is a predicted model, not a curated record. The coding region runs from base 476 to 1744 and encodes 422 amino acids. NCBI's taxonomy places the organism in Eukaryota, Viridiplantae, Streptophyta, Magnoliopsida, Fabales, Fabaceae.
GAACACAAUAGGGUCGGUGGCUUGGUGAUGGACCAUAUUCCGAAAAAGGAAGAACAGUCUUUACAGUGUUUGGUGGAGGUCGGGUUGUAUUGCAGCCGCGGGCUUGGCCUUCCGGACGCCACGCAACAACCUAAAUAUGAAAGUUAGGAAGUACGAAGGCAGAAUAAUUAAGCAUUUUUGCAUUCGAAUAUUCCUACAUACUCACAUCCAACUUUCCCAGAUCUAAGUGACGAUGACGCAGAGCAAUGCGGAGUUCGGCGGGCAAAGCUAUGCAAGAAUCUUCCAUUAAAAUUCCUCUUGUCAUUCUCACUUCACCCGAAUCCUGUUCCUUCUCGUUAUUAUUGUCUUUUUGGCCCUCCUUUUACAUUGAAAGAAAACGUGAAAACUCGAUGUUGUGCUACUGAGAAAACUAACCAAGCCAAUCGAUCUCUUAGUUCGGAUCUAAUUCCGAUAAAAAUAAAGUUCACAUAUUACAAUGUCCCAUCUGAUUAAACCCGAAUCGUCUGAUUUAUUCUUUCCUGGGGGCCUGUUCCUCGAUAUUGAUUCAGCUCCUGCGUCGUUUAUUUCGUUGAUAUCGUCCAAGACUUAUUCUGAAGCGGAAAGGGUUUCGUGUUUUUCAUGGGAUCGCAGAAGAACGGUGAGUUUCGAAAUUUUCAAGCGGGAAAGGAGAGCUUCGAGCGCAGUCGGUGGUGGGUUUUUGUCGUUGAGCUUGUCGAUAAACGGAAGCGAUGGGGAUCAGAGCUAUGUUCGAGAAUCGCGAGAAAUUCUGGGCCAGCAUGAGGAUAAAGUUUCGGACAGGUCCGAUGGAUUUAAAGAGAAGGAGAAUGUUCAGAUGAAGGGAUCGGGUGCUUUGAAUAUGACUAAGCAUCUGUGGGCCGGAGCUGUGGCUGCUAUGGUUUCAAGGACCUUUGUAGCACCUCUGGAGAGACUUAAACUGGAAUACAUAGUUCGUGGUGAACAGAAAAACCUAUUUGAGGUCAUUAAGGAAAUUGCAACUUCUCAAGGGUUGAAAGGUUUCUGGAAAGGAAAUUUUGUAAAUAUUCUUCGAACAGCACCCUUUAAAGCUAUAAAUUUUUAUGCUUAUGAUACAUAUAGAAAUCACCUGGUAAGGAUAUCCGGCAAUGAAGAAACCACAAAUUUUGAGAGAUUUGUUGCGGGUGCUGCUGCAGGGAUUACAGCUACCUUGCUCUGCCUGCCCAUGGACACUAUCAGGACAGUAAUGGUUGCGCCUGGUGGUGAGGCCUUGGGAGGUGUAAUUGGUACCUUCCGGCACAUGAUAAACACUGAAGGCUUUUUUUCUCUUUACAAGGGUUUGGUACCCUCCAUUGUCAGCAUGGCACCUUCAGGUGCCGUAUUCUAUGGUGUUUAUGACAUAUUAAAGUCAGCAUAUCUGCAUUCACCUGAAGGAAGAAAAAGAAUUCAACAUAUGAGAGAACAAGCUCAAGAACUGAAUGCUUUGGAACAAUUGGAAUUGGGACCCCUUAGAACUCUAAUAUAUGGUGCUAUUGCUGGUUGUGCAGCUGAAGCUGCUACAUAUCCCUUUGAAGUUGUUCGGAGACAGCUUCAAAUGCAAGUUCGGGCAACAAGGUUGAAUGCACUGGAAACUUGUGUCAAGAUUGUUGAACAAGGCGGUGUUCCUGCUCUUUAUGCAGGACUGAUUCCUAGCUUGUUGCAGGUGUUACCAUCAGCCGCUAUUAGUUAUUUUGUAUAUGAGUUCAUGAAGAUAGUUCUCAAAGUAGAAUAGACGAUAAUGACAGCAACUCAAAUGCCAGAUAUUAGUUGAGGACUUGAGGAUGAUGAUAAAUUUCUCCUUUAGCCCUUUUCCCCCCCUUUUGGAGGUGAAGCUGCUGCUGCAUGGAGGAGGAACGGGACAUGCCUCACAGAAACAAGUAUUGGUGUUUUCUCCUGAAAUUUUCCCGUCAAGAUUUGAUAUAAUUUGAAUGAAGAGAAAAAGAAGAACCAUCAAUUUUUUGUCAAUUUGAAGAGAAAUAAUGAGAAAAUAGGCUGUGUAUGCGGCUGUCUCUUUCCCUCCAAUUUAGUGGAGUAUUAACUCGAUGGAGACUUUUUUGAGUUUUGAUCUUCUCAAAGAGUUUGAUUUUCCUUGGAUUUUCUCUCUCUUUUUUUGUCUCUUUUUUUCCGGUUUCAAUUGGCAACUUCUCUGUUCUGCAAUUACAAAUAAUCCAAUUUGACAUUUCUGUUCCUUUAUACAUAUGAUCCAAUUUUAGGGUCAUUGAUGUUA